Molecule: messenger RNA, 1587 nt
Organism: Rhodofomes roseus
Lineage: Eukaryota; Fungi; Basidiomycota; Agaricomycetes; Polyporales; Fomitopsidaceae
Exons: 1
Coding region: 265-1332 (355 amino acids)
Biological process (GO): regulation of transcription by RNA polymerase II
Cellular component (GO): nucleus
Molecular function (GO): DNA-binding transcription activator activity, RNA polymerase II-specific; RNA polymerase II transcription regulatory region sequence-specific DNA binding
Source: RefSeq, a predicted model, not a curated record
ACAGGGGCCCGGCGCGGUGUCGGGGUUCGAGGGCGUCUGCAGCCGGACCGAUUGAUCUUAGUCACCCAUUGGCGAGCCCGCCAUUUGCCCCACCGGCCGCAACUAAUUAUCCUCAAAUCGCCACGGCUUUGCUCCUGCUGCCAUCUGCCCUGCCCAAACUCUGCCCGCCUGCGCCCCCGCCAGCCUCGGGGGUGGACCCACACGUCGUCCACACAAGAAUCACACAGCAAGCUCGUAGCCUGACAUUCGACACCACAAGAAGCAAUGGCGCCAUCUCACCUCCAGGGUCUGAACAUCGUCCAGCCCUCGCCGCCCCCAACACCAUACUUGUCCGACGCGGAUCUCCUCUCGCUCCCGUUACCCGAUUUGAACGCGCAGCUCGAGCUGUGGACCAACCUUAACUUCCAGUCUGACGAGCCCCUCGUGCACGUUGACAGGUCGAGGCUCCACGAAUCCAAGCACAAGCACGCCUCGGACGAUUAUGAUCGCUACAACGAUCAGGACGAGGAGACGCAGGUGCGGGCUGGCAUUGCAGAGACGACCGCACACGAGAACGUAGUAAACCCGACCGUUCUGCCGCCCUCGGGCGUCGCCCACCACGGACAUGCGAACCCACCAGGCGUCGGCGUCCCAGCUGGGAUGCAGAUGCCGCUCGACAUCUCGAGCAUCCUCGCGAGCUUUGGCAUCGACCCCUUCCUCGCGCCGGCCGUCCAGCAAUCUGCCAACCAGUCGCCGAGCGCAAAUUCCAUCGCGCAGCUUCUAGCCAUGCAGGCGACCACCUUCCUCCCCCCACAGCUGAACCCUCAGGCCUCGGCACCUCCCGUCCAGCCUGUGCAGCCCACUCCCGUCCAGCCGGCCAAGCAGCUCCAGACGCAGGCACAGACGCAGCGGCAGCACCAGCAGCCCCAGUCGCCUCCGACGCCUGCCCCUGCCCCGAAGCGCGCCCGCACUGCUCGUGCAUCCGUCUCUUCGGCCGAUACACCUGCACCCGAGAGCCCGGAGUCGGACGAAAAGCAGUUCGGCACCCCGCUGAACGCUGGCGAGGACAAGCGACGGCGCAACACCGCUGCGUCCGCGCGGUUCCGGUUGAAGAAGAAGGAGAGGGAGGCCGCGCUGGAGCGCAAGGCGAAGGAGCUCGAGGUGCGGGUAGGAGAGCUGGAGAAGGAAUGCGAGGCGCUCCGUAGGGAGAACGGCUGGUUGAAGGGUCUCGUCGUCGGUGUGACCGGCGCGGGUGCCGUGCAGCAGCAGCAACAGGCUACUGGUGUUACGGGCGCAAAGAGGACUAGAGAAGAAAGCGAGGGUUUCGGGGAGCAGAGCGUUGCAACUGCGUAAACUGUGUGUCUUGUUAGUGCCGUGUGCUUUUCGCGUGAUUUAUUGCCGUCUCAUUCUACUGGCCCUUAUUUCAGAAGUAUUCCGUAGUCGGUUCCGUGAUCCUUGCGAGCCCGUGUAUACAAGCUGCAUCCGUGAGGGCGUCUCCAUAUGUCACGUACGCGUACGAUCCAUAUGGGCACCCUAUCUCUCUGUCCAACAUGUAUCCCGUAGUUGAGUUGUCCAUGUCAAAUGCUAAAAGUCGCUUCUUCCACCUUA